AUGGAGGAUAUAUUCAACAUCAAACAAAGGAGGGAUGAAACUCUACGAAAAUUUGUUCAUCACUUCCAAAAACACCGCAACACCUUGCCGCAAAUUGAAGACAAAUGGGCUGGGAUUGCAUUCCGACAUGCAUUACAUCUCGAUGGAAAACCGGUAAUAAAGGAUCUCGCCAAACACUUAGUUGAAUAUCCGGCGAAAAUAUGGGAUGAUAUAUAUUAUCAAUACUGUUCAAAAAUUCGGAUAGAACAGGAUAUCAUCAGUCCGAUCAUGAGGAAAUCAUUAUCAACAACUAAGGAUACAUCAAAUGGAAGCUAUUCCAGAAAAAGCGACGGAGGUCAAAUGUAUAGAAGCGAAUGUUAUGAUCCAUAUUAUUCACGAGGAACUCAUGAAGGUACACGAAGAAAUAAUCAAUAUUGGUGCAAAUCAUCACCAGCAGCAGGGACUUGCCGAAGAUAUUACAACACCGGAGCUCCAAAACUCACAGAUCAUAAUUUUUGUGUUUCGACAUCAGAGGUAGUUGCAGCGUUGGACAAAUUGGGUAAUAGGGUCAAAUGGCCUGGAAAAAUGAAAUCAGAUCCAAGUAAAAGAAAUCCAGAACAUUUCUGUGAAUUUCACAAAGGACAUGGUCACAAAAUCGAGGAUUGUCAUGCAUUGCGAUUGGCAGUCGCCGAACUCUUAGAACAAAGGCAUUUGACGAAGUUGCUUUCGGAGAAAGUUAAACAAGCAUAUUAUCAGAACAGGGAUCAAGAAGCACCGCCACAACUUCCCGAGCCAAAGCGAGUAGUUAAUUUUAUUACAGGUGGUAUAGAUGUCAACAUCACAGGAGGGUUGGACGUCAACAAAGUCACUUACACUUCAGGCGUGAAGUUCAAAAGAGUAACAACCAGAAGUGAAAAAAGGGAUAGGCUGACUCUCGUCGAGGAUUGUAUCACCUUCGAUGAAGCCGACGUCGAUAAUAUGCAAUUUCCACAUAAUGAUGGGUUAGUAAUUACUUUGCGCAUCUUAGAUACUAAUAUUAAGCGUUUUUUUGUUGAUCAGGGAAGUACUGCCAACAUCAUAAACAUCAGGGUCAUAGAGGAGAUGAAAUUGACGAGCAAAAUAAUCCAUAAAUCCAUCAUGCUUACUGGGUUCAAUAAUUCAAUAGAAACAACUCCGGGUGAAGUCAUUUUACCAGUAGUAGCAGGUGGAAUAGAGCUACAAACUAUUUUUUCAAUCAUGUCCUCUGCAAUGGCUUACAACAUGAUAGUUGGACGUCCCUGGAUUCACGCCAUGAAAGCAGUGCCAUCAACAUAUCACUAA
This is a messenger RNA of Lycium barbarum (goji berry), 1299 nucleotides long. RefSeq lists its product as uncharacterized. Bases 1 to 1299 code for a protein of 432 amino acids. The transcript has a single exon. NCBI's taxonomy places the organism in Eukaryota, Viridiplantae, Streptophyta, Magnoliopsida, Solanales, Solanaceae. The record is from RefSeq and is a predicted model, not a curated record.